AUGGAUCAUUCCAAUGUUGUUACACCACUGGCUCCACUUUCAAUUCAGGAGCGCCCGCACAAAAGGAAACCUCAAUCUUCCCCAGUUGGUCAAAUUAGCUGUCUCGCUGAUGCUGUAAAAAGUUUGACUGCGGAUGCCUCUCUUCCUACGCAUGUCAAGACGAUACUGAUUCAUCUUCUCGAGAAGAGUAAUGAAACUGAGAUUUUGAUCGAACGCAACAGGAAAUUAGAGGAAACGGUGCAACUCCAAAAAGCAGAGAAUGAGCGUCUUAAAAGAGAAUUAGACAAACUGAGGAAUUGUUUAGACAAAUCCAGUCCACAAAUUGUUCCUAAUGAUUCGAAUAUUACUUCUUCUCAUACAUCGUUAGAUUGUUGUGCAGAACAUGAACGGAUUAGUUAUAAGGAAUCUGUACCUACAUCGGGUAUGAAAUUAUUAGCUGUAGAUUUCGUUUCCAUCAGGUGUUCUUAA
Molecule: messenger RNA, 468 nt
Organism: Cooperia oncophora
Lineage: Eukaryota; Metazoa; Nematoda; Chromadorea; Rhabditida; Trichostrongylidae
Source: the annotation of a GenBank genome assembly